This is a messenger RNA of Mytilinidion resinicola, 1423 nucleotides long. RefSeq lists its product as uncharacterized. The coding region runs from base 1 to 1260 and encodes 419 amino acids. Gene Ontology annotation, molecular function: hydrolase activity, acting on carbon-nitrogen (but not peptide) bonds. Lineage: Eukaryota; Fungi; Ascomycota; Dothideomycetes; Mytilinidiales; Mytilinidiaceae. The record is from RefSeq and is a predicted model, not a curated record. The transcript is spliced from 3 exons.
AUGGCACCCCCCAACUUCAUCCUCUCCAACGUCCGCAUCUUCACCGGCACCUCCACCAUCGAAUCCGGCCACAUCACCAUCAAAAACGGCCUCAUCGCCACCGUAUCCGCUGGUGCACCACCAGCCGACACUGAUAUCCCCAUCCUCUCCAAGCCCGGCCACACCGUCGUCCCCGGCUUGAUCGACGCCCACAUGCACGCCGACAAGGGCCAGGCGCUCGCACUGACACAGUCCCUCGCGUUCGGCGUCACCACCGUCAUGGACAUGCACAACGAGACGGUCAACGUGCACAAGCUGAAGAAGCUCGCGUCGGACAAAAAGGACGAGGCUGCCGAUUUCAAGGCUGCCGGCGUGGCGGCGACGAUUGAUGGCGGGUGGCCGAUGCCUGUGGUGAUGGCGCAUGAUAAGAGCGAGGAGACGGCCGCCGAAAUCGCAACUUGGCCUAAACUUGCCUCUGUCGCUGAAGCCGAAGCCUACGUCGCUCGUAACCUGUCGCCCGCCGGUGGCGCGGACUAUAUCAAGCUGAUGCACGAGUCCGGCGCAGCUCUAGGACAGGCUUUCCCCAAGCCGUCCCUCGACAUCCAGAAAGCCGUCAUCGCCGCAACCCACGCAGCCGGUCACGUCGCCGUAGCGCACUGCCUCGCGCGCGCCGACACGCUGGAGGUCCUGUCGCUAGGGGUUAAUGGGUUAGCGCACACCUUCAUCGACGAGCCCGUCAGUCAGGCAAUCGUGGACGCGUACAAGAAUACAGGUGCGUGGUGCAGCCCGACGCUGGCGCUGUUGGGGAGCUUUACGAAGGAGGGUGCGGCGGUGGCGGAGCGAUUUGCGAAUGACGAGCGGGUGAAGGGGAAGCUGACGGAGAAGGGGCAUGCGACUCUGUGCAGAUGCAUGGGGUUUUCGAGGGAGGGGGCCACGGUGGAGAAUGCUUAUGGGACGGUGCGGAGGUUGAAAGCUGAGGGAGUGCCGAUUAUUGUGGGCUCUGACUCGGCUGGACCGGGGCUGGGCACGGCAUGGGGUGCGACGUUCCAUCACGAGCUGUAUCUGCUUGUUAAGGAGUGCGGCUUCUCGCCCGAGGAGGCUCUCCACGCUGGAACAGCAUUGACCGCUAAGCUCUUCGGUUGGAAGGAUCGAGGAGAGAUUGCGGAAGGACUCAAGGCCGAUCUUGUUCUGAUGGAAGGAAAUCCGUUGGACGAUAUCAAUGCUACCCUCAACAUUAGGAGUGUCUGGCGCGACGGCAUUCAGGCCAAAGAGUUUCAUUAGGCAGGUUGGAAAUGAUGUACGUACGUACAGGCAUCUACCGCUGCCGGAAAUGGCUCGGCGAGACUUGUCAAAAUGGUAAUUUCUGAUUGUUGACGAUGAGUCAAAGCGCUUCAGGCGGCGUUAGAUUAGUAUCAGCGAAUUAAUUUGCUACCACUGUAGCACC